GGAGUCGAGGGAAAAAGUCGGGACGGAAAUCAGCUUCACAACUCGCUCGAAAGCAGAUCAAACGGUGUCUCAUCUCUGAAGGCCCUCAGCCCUGAACUGAAAAGUUUGCUUCACAAAGCUGCUAAAGGAAGUGUAAUCCAUCAAUUAUUGAUUAACGUUCCAAAUGGACUGGAAAUCUUAUCUCAGCUUUUGGAAAAUAUCGACGAAGUAUCGACUAUUUGUCAGGUCAAUAUAGUGAUAGCAAAGAAGACAGAGAAAGAGAUGUGGAUGUUUGCUUCACUUUUGACAAGAAUACUGAAGGAGACCACUCUUCUUCCUCUCGGUGCUCACACCUCUCAAGAAAAAAGUGUAACUCGGUAA
Messenger RNA from Ostertagia ostertagi, 360 nucleotides. Lineage: Eukaryota; Metazoa; Nematoda; Chromadorea; Rhabditida; Trichostrongylidae. The record is from the annotation of a GenBank genome assembly.